Messenger RNA from Micropterus salmoides (largemouth bass), 1315 nucleotides. RefSeq lists its product as uncharacterized. The record is from RefSeq and is a predicted model, not a curated record. Lineage: Eukaryota; Metazoa; Chordata; Actinopteri; Centrarchiformes; Centrarchidae. The transcript has 6 exons. Bases 419 to 1225 code for a protein of 268 amino acids.
AACAUAACCCGACCAAAUUAGUAUGAGAUAAUUGAGCAUUUUCGCCCUAUAGACUCCACGUAACGCUGUCACUUGCUGUCACCCAUGACGCAUCUGCUAUUUAGCAAAAAAUAACUAUGUUAGCCUGCGGAUGCUUCUGCCUGGGCGCCCAUUUCAAGCAAGGGUUGCCAUACUUGUCCUCCAAUUUCAACCAGGUCACCCUUUUCUAAGUCAGUUUCUAAUCCAGACGGUUGGGUAAUGCAGGAUAACACUUGUUUUUCUGUGCUACCGGUUUGAUACAGAUUUUUGAAGAUGGUUAACUAUUCAAAUGCUGUUUGUUUCAAAAUUGACCCUUGACCAGUCACGUGAUUCCCAGGCUUAGAAAGACACAAGCUAGAUUUGUUUCUCUGCUCCCUGGUUUCUCUACAAAAACGGGAAGAUGAAGUUUGUGAACCUUUUUGGUCGCCUAAAAUCCGUGGUUAUUGGAAUGAUUCAUGUGAAAGCCUUACCAGGUACCCCCCUGAGUUGCUUGAAAAUGUCCCAAAUCACGGAAGAAGCAUGCAGGGAGGCAGCAAUCUACCGUGACGCAAGGAUUGAUGGUGUGAUCAUUGAGAACAUGCAUGAUAUCCCUUACUCCUUCUCUGUGGGCCCUGAUGUGUGUGCCUGUAUGACUGCAGUAUGUGCUGCUGUGAGAAGCAUCUGUCCAUUCCUCCCGCUCGGAGUGCAAAUACUGUCUUCUGCUAACCAGCAAGCACUAGCCAUAGCUCUGGCUUCAGGUCUGGAUUUCAUCAGGGCUGAGGGAUUCGUCUUUUCUCACGUGGCUGAUGAGGGCCUCCUGAAUGCCUGCGCUGGGGACUUACUGAGAUAUCGCAAGCAGAUUGGAGCUGAACAUGUGCAGAUCUUCACAGACAUCAAAAAGAAGCACAGCUCCCAUGCCCUGACAUCAGAUGUGAGCAUUGAAGAGACGGCGCGUGCUGCUGAGUUCUUCUUGUCAGACGGACUCAUCAUCACGGGAGUGGCCACAGGAGGGCAGGCUGAUCCGCGGGAGCUCAGAGAGGUUUCCCAGUCUGUGAGAAUCCCAGUACUAAUAGGUUCUGGAGUGACCUACGAUAAUAUUCAAAGCUACCUUGAUGCAAAUGGAAUCAUCAUCGGUUCUCAUUUCAAGGAGGACGGCCACUGGGCCAAUGCAGUCGACCCAGAGCGUGUGAAGAGGUUAAUGGGAAAGAUACACGACUUUCGAAAAUGAGAGGGAAGGUUUUGUGUCAUCAUCCCAGAGCCUUAAACAUGUUUGAUUCUAUUGUUCAAUUACUGCCACAUUAAACACAUACAACCACCA